UCCACUUGAUCGCAGGGUGAUGUUGCCAGCUGACCACAAAUACCGACGACUCCCCGGUUCAUCUGAUCAGUCACCACUGAGACCUUGUAUAUACCCUUAUACCCCCCUUACCUCUUUCUCGGAGCGCAAACACCAAGUGAAAUCAUCCAGAAAAACAAACAAGAUGGCAUCCAUCCAAGCCUCCAGACCCAACCUCACCACCAACGACUCCGCCGUCCUCCAAGCCCUCUUCGACGCCGAGUCGUCCCCCUCCAACGCCAUCACCAUCAACGCAGCCCUCCCCGCCUAUCCAGCCCACGUCAACAUCACCCCCGAUCUCCUCCAAACCCUUCAGGCCCGCGAGAUCUCCAUCAUCCGCACCCUCCAGUCUGAAUCCACCUCCAUCUCAACUAUCCAACAAGCAAUCCAAGACCUCGACGCCCUUAUCGCCGAAUACCCAACCUAUCCAUCUGCAUACGUCAACCGCGCUCAAACUCUCCGUCUGCUUAUCAAUACCACCACAGCCUUAUCUUCUUCCUCCGAGCAAGAUAAGAAACAAGACGAAGAUGAGAAGCUUUUCGCUCCCGAAAACGCUGAAUAUGCGUCCACGUUACUCGGCGAUCUGGGACGGGCAAUUGCGUUAGCGUCGCCAGUGUCGCCAGCUGAUCCGGUGUCGACGGUCCAGGCGCGCUUGUUGGCCGAUGCGCAUACGCAUCGCGGGUAUCUGUUGUUGAAGGCGGCGAGGGUGAAAAAGGAGAGUAGUGGGGAAGAUGCGGAUGGGAAGCGGGUUGGUGGGCCGGAUCGAUUGCGUGGAGUGGAGCCCGGCCAGUUGGAGGAUAUGGCGAGUCGGGAUUUCUUCUUUGGAGGAAAGUAUGGGAAUAAGGUUGCGCAGCAGUUGGCGGUGCAGACAAAUCCGUUUGCGAAGAUGUGUGGGGCGAUUGUGAAGGAGGCGUUGAGGAAAGAAGUGGUGGGGGAGAGUGCGGUGCGGAUUUGAAGGAAGUUUAUCGAGGGGAAGCAUGGCUUUAGAGUUUGGUUGCAUCUGGUUUUAAGUUUCAUACCCAUUAUGAGAAAUAGAGACGUUGGAAUUGGAUUACUAUGGUUGAAUACAUGACUACGCUGGUAUUUGGAUGUUUACCUUCUUCGUGACUUGAUCAUUCUGUGCCCUAGUGGUCGUCCUGGCACAUCGUGUCCACAUCCACUGACUUGUUCGGGUUCUUGAAGUGCCUCUGCAGGGGUUGCCA
Molecule: messenger RNA, 1220 nt
Organism: Aspergillus sclerotioniger CBS 115572
Lineage: Eukaryota; Fungi; Ascomycota; Eurotiomycetes; Eurotiales; Aspergillaceae
Gene: hmgX
Product: protein hmgX
Exons: 1
Coding region: 164-973 (269 amino acids)
Biological process (GO): cilium assembly
Source: RefSeq, a predicted model, not a curated record